AAAACACAAAUAAAUUGCAUGCCAGUGUCCGUCCUCGAUUUCGCGUGGUAAUCAGUCACUAUCGAAUAACCGCCUCGUCUGUCUGCGGAAUGUCUGGCAGUCAUUCAGGGUGAGGCAGAGGGAGGAAAUGGUAAAUAUUGGAAACCGCCUUCCUCGACUUUCCUCUCGCGUGCUGUACUGAGCCUAUCCCAGGUAGGCCUCGCACUCCCGAGCGGAAACGCAGGACCCGCAGAUCAUAGACUAGUCUCUAUUCGUCCCUUAGUGAAGGAUUUUGUGGGAGGGGACGUAGCCGCAGACACUCAGCACCGAGAGAGUCUCCUGUGUGGGAAGGGCGGCAGAUCGAUGCAGCGUGGGAGACGGAAAGUGAGGAGACAUGACGUGUUUGUGGAAGGUCGUUCUCAGUGCAUGGCGAGACGCCGCACGGGAGCGUCAUGCACCAGCUCGUGGUCUGUGGUGUAUAGUGGAUAUGUGAAAGUCGAACAGUGAAUACGAGGGUCACUGAGCACAUGGUCGAUGAGAAAGGCCUACAUGAGUCCCAGUGUGAGAACAGGCCGGAGCAGAACCUGUAUUGCCGUGUGAUUCAGAGUAUGACGUAACGAGAAAUGUUACUUUCCGUGACGUUAUAGUGAAGUACAGCCAAGUCUCGUGGGGCGGUGGGCGUGUAAGAACCCAAAGAAGCAUGGCGCCCGCGACGAAAAGGUAAUCGAAAUCUACGCCCACUUUCCGUAGAGAAAAGUUGCGGAUAUAAAACGCACACCAGUACUAGGUGCUAAUAGUUAAAGAGAGAGAAAAAAAAACCCGCACAAGUGUAAACAACCGAACCCCAUGAUUCACCCACCAAUUACUGUGUCACGGAACAGAAGAAGAAAGAAAAAAAAAGUUUUAGCAAAAUAACCACCUACCCAAAUGAAUGAACAUAACGAAUAAGAAAAUACAUUGAUAAAAUAAAACAAGAUAAAAGAAAAUAACUCGCAUACGACAACCAACAUUCAAACCAACACCUUGUUAAGAAGAGAAUGUGUUUAUUGUGUAUGCUCCAAUACAUGGGCAUCGAAAUGGGCAAAGGUGCAGCAGGGGCGUGCGGUGGGCGGCAGGGAGAGUACGCCCUCGGUAACCAGGAGGAACAGUAUGGUGGCAGCAGGCACGACUGGCGAUAUUAUUUGUGCUGCGUGCCGCAUUUUUGUUUCAGUCGGAGCGGCGCCUUCGCAGAGCGUGGCAAAAUGGUUUUCCUUCACGGCGUCCUCUACCUCGAAGUCAUCGAGGGGCGCGACCUCCCCGACGUCGACACCUCCUGGUUCCGGUCCUCGAAGGACGUCUCGGAUCCGUACGUGACCGUCGACACGUGCUGUGCGGGUCGGAAGACGUGCCGCAUCGCCAAGACGUCCAUCAUCUACAAUUCCCUAAACCCGCACUGGGGCGAGAAGUUCCGCAUCGAGAUGUGCCACGAAACGGAGUCCCUCCUGUUCACCGUCAAGGACCUCGACUUGGUCAAGAUGGAAUCGAUGGGAUACAUGAGCAUCAGAGCAGAAGAUCUCCUUCGCGACGAGCCAGUGACUGGCUGGUUCCCGAUCAUGGACAAGAGCGGAAACCCAGCCGGUGCCAUCAAUGUGUCACUGCGUUUUCUGUCCACGGCUGAGAUAACGCGGUCCAAUGAGGUUCCAGACACAGUGUUUCCCAUGCGAACUGGCUGUCGUGUAAAGCUCUACCAGGACGCCCACACGCCCGCCGAGCCGCCGAUUACGGACGUCCCCACGCGAACCGGAGACGCAUACGAACCACCACAAUUGUGGGUAGACAUCACCAACGCUAUCAACAAUGCACAAAAGCUUAUCUAUAUCAUCGGAUGGAGUGUGAAGACAGAUAUAAGUCUCGUACGCGAUGGCGAGUGCGAGAAUCUGGGUGACUUGCUAAAGAGGAAGGCAUCGGAAGGGGUCAGGGUGAUGGUGAUGGUCUGGAAUGAGGCCAUGAGCACUGAUAUCUACACGCCAGGUAUCAUGGGCACUCACGAUGAGGAGACGAGGCUUUUCUUUGAGGGAUCAGAAGUUGAAGUCUUUUUGGCACCACGUCAGAAGAACAAGGGCAAGCUCAUGGAGAAUAACUUCGUGGCAACCCUGUACACCCACCACCAGAAGUGUGUUAUAGUGGAUGCUGAAGCAGAAGGCGAUGACAGGCGACGUCUGGUGGCAUUUGCUGGAGGCAUUGACUUGACAGAUGGACGCUAUGACACACCUGACCACCCUCUGUAUAAAACACUGCCAGAACAACACCAGCAUGAUUUCUACAAUGGCAUUUGUCAGUCUUCAGUUACUCAAGGCCCACGUGAGCCAUGGCAUGAUAUCCAUAUGUAUGUAGAAGGACGGGCAGCUAAUGACAUACUGCAAAACUUCGUAGAGAGGUGGCGUCGCCAGGCUCCAGAUAGGGAAAAUCGUCUUCUCCCAGUCACUGAAGAUCAAUUUGUCUUGGAGUGGGAUUCUCCAGAUGAGAUGAUAUGGAAUGUCCAGUUCUUCCGUUCCAUUAACUCUGACUCAGCACAGUUUGAUUCAAAUGUCCUGGAUAAACUGCUUACCAGGAAGGGCCGAUUGUAUGAGAACUCCAUCCAGAGAGCGUAUGUACAUCACAUCAGACGAGCUAAACGCUUUAUUUACAUCGAAAAUCAGUAUUUCCUGGGGUCAGCACAUAGCUGGUUAGUGCAUGAAGCAAAGUGCCCCCAUCUUAUCCCCAUUGAGCUAACAACGAGAAUAAUAAAUGCCAUAAAUGCAGGUGAGGACUUCCGGGUGUACGUGGUGAUUCCUAUCCACCCAGAGGGAGAUCCAACCUCAACGGCUGUGCAAGAGAUCCUUCACUGGCAACAUCGCACAAUGGAAAUGAUGUACAAAAAGAUUGCUAAGGCUAUUCGCAAGGCCAAAAUAGAUGCCCAUCCUACCGACUACCUUAGCUUCUAUUGCCUAGGGAAGCGAGAAUGUCCAGAUGAUCUCCCAGAUGGUUUGGAUGAACCAGACUCUGGAACUGUAGCUGAAAAGGCACGUGAGAAUCUCCGUUUCAUGAUCUAUGUCCACUCCAAAAUGGCAAUAUUUGAUGAUGAAUAUAUUAUUGUUGGUUCAGCCAACAUCAAUGAAAGGAGCAUGAGUGGCAACCGUGAUUCUGAAAUGGCUCUUGGAGCAUAUCAGCCAAUGUAUACCAAAGAAGAGUGCGGAGACGGUGAGAUAGAGGGUGACGUCAGAACUUUCCGCUUAUCCCUGUGGGCUGAGCACUGCGGUGCCCACAUGGAGGAGCAUCUUACACCAACUUCUGUUGAAUGCAUGAGAGCCAUUAAUGAAGUUGCAAAGACUAAUCUGGAGAAGUUCAUCUCACCAGAACCAGAGCACAAUGAUUCUCACUUGAUGUCCUACCCACUUGAUGUCAAUCAGGAUGGCAGAGUGUUGGUGCGGGAGGACCUGGAGAAAUUCCCCGACACUGGUGGCUCUAUCACUGGCAAGAACUCCAACUUCCUUCCAAAUUCUCUCACUACAUAGAUUGUAACUGAACUCCAGAAGCUGAUAGAUAUGCAUAAUGUAUAUUUGAAUUAAGGGAUUUAUCCAAAUUAGUGACAAAAUGUAAUGGAAAAAACAGAACCAUAAUAACAUGCUCAAGUAAAACAACAGUGAUUGGCUUAUUUGCAGUUAUGGAAUCUUGUUGUGUGACUGUUUUUAUUUUUAUUUUAUUUAUUUAUUUAUUAUUAUUAUUUUUUUUUAUGAAACAAAGUGUUUUUGCAAAAGUGUUUUAGCACAGCCAGACAGACAGAUGAAAGAUUUGCAGAGCAGUGACCAUGAGCUUGCCUUCUUUGCGUACAAAAUGUUAACACAAACCCAUGCUGUAAAUAAUAGUAUGUAUUUUUUUUUAUACAGACUUUUAUUACAUCAGGAGCACAAUUUGUUGUAGUCUAUAUGUAUGUAUUUCUGACUUAAUAAUAGUGUAUCUAUUUUUAUUUCAUUUUACUGUGUAUUACUAUACAGGAAAACUCAAUUUGAAAGCUACUCAUAUGAUUUUAAUUUCUUAUGUAUGACAACUUCAUCAGUAAUUCUUUUACUAUUACUAUAAUCAAAAUAUAGAUCAUAAGUGUCUUUUCUGAUUUAUAUAGUUAUUUACAGAAACUGGAGUAGGUAAUAUAUAUAUAUAUAUUUUUUUGCAUGUAGACACAUAAUUUCCUCGGCGAUUAAAAUUGUUUUUUGAUGAAUGUAAUAAAGAAUUCUUUUUUCUUAAAAUGAUCAUCAGUUUUUAUUCUAUCAAGAUUUUAUAGUUUAUUGUUAGUUUUAGGGAUAGUUAUAUAGAUAAAUAUAACCUAGUGCAGCAGCUGCCUAGAUACUUAGAAACAGGUAAUGAUAGAGAGGCAGAUUAAUAUCCACGAAUGAUAACCCUGCCAAAUUAUGAACAUACAGAUAACACAUAGGAAGAUAAUAUAAAUGACAGAUAGAUAUAGGUAGACAACCGAGUAUAGUUUAAGAAUGAAAAGAUGCACAACUCCCUGGUUUGUAAAAUAAUUUCUCGAAAUGCACACCAAUCCAUCCUUCGAAGGGAAUUUCUAUCAUUAUUUCUGCAGAAGCUUUGUGAAUUGUGCAGAGAAGCUAUUGGAAGUUUUCUCUUCAUCUAGCUAAAGGCAAUAUGUUUAUAAAUGUACAGAUAAUAGUGACAGCUAGCUUGGUGAUGGAACACUGAGAAUAGUGGAGGUAGCUACUACUUUUACUGGUGCCUGAAUUAUGUUCUAAUAUAAGUGUUUCAUUGAUUUUUUUUUUUAUUGUACUGUGAUGUGAAGCUAUGAUCCAGUGUAUGUUACUUUUCCGCCAUCACAAUUUUUUUUUUUUUUUUUUUUUUUUUUUUUUUUUUUUUUUUUUUUUUUUUUAUCUCAGUGACGUAGGUUGCAUAGAUGUGCCGUAGGAGUUUUAUCAGAUGUCAAUAUUUGACAUAUUAUUUUUGUAAUGCUCUUUGAAAUACUGUGCUUGCACAAACAUAAUCUGAAAUAAUAGUUUAUAUGUUACUGUGUGAAUCUCAUGAACUAUCUCUUUCUCUCAAUUUUUGGGGGCUUUCUUUUAUAUAUAGUGUUAUUGUGGCAACUUUUGUUUGAUUGCUGAGAGAGAGCUUUUUACACUUCAUUUGAUUUUACUUAUAUUGAUUUCAAUUUUAACAUACUCUUUGAAGAAGUUCAUUACUGAAAUAUUGUAAAAUAUUUUUGAAUAUUUUAAGUAGCCUUGUGUUCAGUACAAUUUUCAAUGUAUGAUACAACAUAUUGCUCUAUUUAAUGGCCACUGCAGUUCAUUGCCAAACAUUACAUUUUCAAGAAUGUAAUGAGCAUUUAGCCAAUGUAUUUCAGUAGCAUAAUGUAAAGAUAUUAUUUGGUAUUAUGAUUUACCUCCAAGCAAUGGAGAUAUUCUUGUGUUUUUUAAUAAAGAUAUUAAAAUGGAGGAGAUUGUUAAUUAAUAGUUGAGAUAAAAAGUAAUCAACUUUGAUUAUCAUUUUGGCUAUUACAGAUUCUCUUUCUUAUCUGAAGAUAUUGAUAUGUAGUGAAUUAUGAAAGAAAACAAUAUAGGAAAUGUGAUGAAAUGUUUUUAAUUUCUUCUGAAUAUUAUUGAUUGGUACUUGCACAUAUGUAUUCAUUAUAUAUCUGCAUGUAAUGUAUGCUCUGAUGUAUGCACUAUAGUUCACAUGUCAUUUUUAAUAUCUUUAAAAAAUAAAUGACCUGAACGCUUAUGGAACUUUUUCAAAUUGAUCUGUACCUAUAAAACUUGCUACAUCCAAGAGAGUCAUCAUAAUUAGAUCUCAUUAAAGCAAGCUAAUAUUGAGAAUAAUAUUAAAAACUCAUCAGUUGCUACUUGUAUAUUGAAAGGUGACUUACAUUAAGGUUAUAUCAUAGACAGACUAUUGUGAACUGGAGAUUUUAAAUGUUAAAUUGAAACAUGUAAGACUUAUUUACCUAAAUAUUUAUAAAUAAAUGCACAAAUAUGUUGAAUUACUAGUUUAGUAUUUUUAUCUUGUAUGUACCGAAGACUUCUCAUUUUGUCAUGUACUGGUGCUGAAAUUGUCAAUUUAUCAAUUCUUGAAUAAAUCUAUGGAUGUAUAA
Molecule: messenger RNA, 6091 nt
Organism: Penaeus monodon (black tiger shrimp)
Lineage: Eukaryota; Metazoa; Arthropoda; Malacostraca; Decapoda; Penaeidae
Product: phospholipase D alpha 1-like
Exons: 4
Coding region: 1017-3512 (831 amino acids)
Biological process (GO): phospholipid catabolic process
Cellular component (GO): plasma membrane
Molecular function (GO): D-type glycerophospholipase activity
Source: RefSeq, a predicted model, not a curated record